This is a messenger RNA of Salvelinus fontinalis (brook trout), 1200 nucleotides long. Its product is annotated as GTPase IMAP family member 7-like. The transcript has 2 exons. The coding region runs from base 7 to 711 and encodes 234 amino acids. The record is from RefSeq and is a predicted model, not a curated record. Gene Ontology annotation, molecular function: GTP binding. NCBI's taxonomy places the organism in Eukaryota, Metazoa, Chordata, Actinopteri, Salmoniformes, Salmonidae.
GACAAAAUGGGUACUCAACAUUCUAGUCCUCCUUCUCCUCCUCCACCUCCUCCACCUCUUCCUCCUCCUCGAGCUGUGCCUGCAGGCCGUGACAUUAGAAUUGUCAUGAUUGGAAAAACUGGAGCAGGUAAAAGUGCUACUGGAAACACCAUUCUGGGCGAAAACACUUUUACAUCUCUUCCAAUAGGUAGCUCAGUGACUGAGAGUUGUGUUAAAGAAAGAAUUCAUGAUAACAGAUGGAUAUAUGUGGUGGACACACCAGGACUGUUAGACACAGAGAAGACUCCAGCGUAUAUUGAAAGAGAGAUAGUGAGGUGUCUUCAAGAGUCAGCCCCUGGUCCUCAUGCUUUCUUGCUGGUUGUGGAGGCAACAACAUGGAGAGAGGAGGAUCAGAAUACUGUGGACGAUCUGGAGAGGCUCUUUGGACCAGAGAUCUUCAAGUUCAUGAUUGUGCUCUUUACUCACGGUGAUAAACUUGGGGGUCAAACAAUUGAAACCUUUGUACGUGAUGGUGAUCUGCAAGUUCGAGCAAUUCUAGAACGCUGUUCUGGCAGAUUCCAUGUUUUCGACAAUACAAAAAGUCCCGACGAUAGAAAUCAUAGAGAUCAAGUUGUUGAUCUGGUCACUAUGAUUGACAAAAUGGUGGCAGUAGCUGGAGGAGGAUACUUCCAUAGAAAAAAUAGAAUAGAAUGGGCUUGUACACUCUGGUAAACUCAUUGGUACACUUAGUCGGCGGAGGGGAAGACAUGCCCAGGUUUUAUACGAGAGGAAGGGGAAGGCUCAACAAAUCACACAAGUUGACUCAACACUCACAAUGGCUGCCAGUCCAACCAUUAUGCCAUAAUUGACUUGAAUUUAGUCAUUCUACUUCUAUGGGUAUUUCAGACAUGGAAGAUUAAGCUUAUGUUUACAAAAAUAAGAUUUGAAGACAUCAUCCAGGCAUUGGAUUCCAGCAAAACAAGAUACAAAAAUGAUCUGCUAACAAACAUGUUCAGUGAUAGAGCUCUUAGGUUGCAGUAAUAUUCAAAGUAUGUUAGGAAUAAACAUAUAGAAUUGGAGCGUAAGUACAAAAUGUAUAAGAAAAACAUUGUUUUGCAUAAUACAUGUUGAUCUAUUGUAAGAAAUCCUGUCAAUACAAUUUUUUAAAUUGAUAGUGAGCAUGGUAAAUUCUGAUGAAAAACAAUAAACCUUGACAAUCAC